AUGGAGCUCCUACAGAAGUACGUCAAAGACGAAGGAGCUGUUGGAAUCGACGACUUGAAUCGCUGGCCUUCAAACUCACUUGGGGUGGAUUUCCUCUCAAGGACAACGACUGCCGGCUCCAUUGAUUCUUUAAAACAGCAUGAUCUUAUUACAAAAGUACGCUUCUGCAAAGAGGAGCUUAUUGGACUUGCUUGGUUUGCUCUUCAUUCUGCCCGUACCUUGUGUUCCUAUAUCCCCUCUGAUGCUAAUUUUGUGUAA
Penicillium brevicompactum is the source of this 258-nucleotide messenger RNA. RefSeq lists its product as uncharacterized. Lineage: Eukaryota; Fungi; Ascomycota; Eurotiomycetes; Eurotiales; Aspergillaceae. The transcript is spliced from 2 exons. The record is from RefSeq and is a predicted model, not a curated record. Bases 1 to 258 code for a protein of 85 amino acids.